Fonsecaea multimorphosa CBS 102226 is the source of this 1782-nucleotide messenger RNA. RefSeq lists its product as uncharacterized. The record is from RefSeq and is a predicted model, not a curated record. Lineage: Eukaryota; Fungi; Ascomycota; Eurotiomycetes; Chaetothyriales; Herpotrichiellaceae. The coding region runs from base 1 to 1782 and encodes 593 amino acids. The transcript has a single exon.
AUGGUUACACAAAUUGUAACAAAACCAGCCAAGGAAUCAAAUGGGGAUGGCUCUACGGACUUUAAACGAAAGCGAAGCGUCACAGACACAGGGACUGAGUCUAACAAGAAACCGAGAGGCCCUGAGAGACGGAAGCCCCAGAGGGACGACACCAAUGCUCACCAAGGUUCUCUACCUCAGAUGUCAGUUGCCUCGUCCAAGUCCACGGCCCUGAAAAAGACUGCCUCCCAUGUUCUCGUGUCCCUCGAUCCCGGUACAGAGUUCUGCAAGGCGGCUAUCUACGUUUCCAAAGAGAAUGCAUCUCUGGCGGAAAUCGAAACGAGAACACUGGAGAGAGUGAUAUUUGCCGACGGCAGUACCAUUGUCCGAUCCCAAGUUGCGUUCCAGAACACGAUAGACAGACGUACUGGCCAGUCAAUCCGCACACCACUUUUUGGAUGCGAGGUGGAUAAGGCCCUCGAGAGGGAUGAAAUUGAGGCUCGCGAAGUCAUACGCCAUUUCAAACCCAUGAUAUACAAGGGUUUCAUGGCAAAACAGAGGAAGUCGAUAGACGAGGUAUCGGAGUUGCAAGGACGAAUGGAGAAAUUGCAUGUGGUGAUGGAACAAAACUUGACUGCUGUUAGCGAAUCCAGCACCAACAAGCGGCUAGACAAAAAUCCAAAAAAUCGAAAAGACUUGCAGAAACCCAUGGUCCACCUCGAGGUGUUUGCCCAGCUUCUACGGUGGCUUCUUCAGUGCGCCAUCAAUUUCGCAAUCGCAAAGCACGCCGAACUCCAGUGGCUCAGUCUCGAGCAGUCUUCAGACCUGGAUGAGCUGCUUGAAAAAACUCCAAACAUUCACAUUGCUAUCGCCGUUCCCGCCGACUGCUCAUUUGUUCACAAGCAACACAUUCUCGCAGCUGCCAAGAGUGCUGGUAUUCGACACCCCUGGCCGUACUUGGUGUCCGAGCCUGCAGCAGCGCUGGAAUACUAUUUGGCAACUCUAAGAGAAAAAGAUCGGUCGCCAAAGAGCUCAUACAUGCUCGUCGACAUAGGUGGAGGUUCCGCCGACUUACAGACUUGGUCAAUAAGAAGCGUGUCUCCAUUGAAAGUUGCCGAAAUGCUUCCAGCUGUGACAGAAUGGGUCGGUGGGUUCGAAGUCAACGGAGAUGCUGUGGCAUUUUUGAUGCAAGGGAUCGAAGAUGUCGACAAAUUGGUGUCCGAUACUCAAGCCACACGCAUCCAGUACGCGAAAUACCGGGUCGCGAAAUUGAAAGACAGAAUAGGGGCUCCUGGUCCAGAAACAGUCAGGAAGGUCAGGAGACGAGGAUUAACAAGAAGAAUGUUAGAAGAAGAGAUCGCAGAAAGUUUCGAACACCAAAAGAGGCGCCCUCCGAAUGCAUCCCACCGCCUCUUGAAAGUCAGCGGUGUUCCAUUCCUCAACGGGACCCCAUUUUGCGGUGGAUUCGGCAUUCAGAUGACGCACGAAACCAUGAAGACGGUUUACAAACGGAGCCUGGAUACCAUCAUUUCGACCAUAAUCCGUGCUCUAAACAGACUUGAAGCUGCCAAAGAUUCCCAAAAAUUCGUCGGAAAACAGGGCCUGCCCGUGAGCGAAAUUCUUGUUUGUGGUGGCGCCAGCUCCAACCAUUACAUUCAGCGUGAAAUCCGCAAAGCUGUGACCGGCACCUUCCCAGUCGUUGUCAACUUUUUGUUACCUCCGAAAACCACAAAAAACUUUCACCUCGUGGCCUUAGGUGGCCUGUUGCUGCUUGCGAAUCGAGUCACCACCAACAAAGAAUGA